CUGAGGAGUCGUUAUUGUUUGCUCCAAACAAACCAACCAUUUAUUUGUUGUGAACCUGUUUUGAUAUGCACUUCUUUUCAAUUAUUUUGAAUGAAUAUUUAAAAUGUUCUGUCCUCAAUUCUUUCACCGAAGGGAGCUCUGUGGUUGCUGAGUUUAGCCUUGUGCUAAGAGGGGAAUUACCUGCACAGCAACACAAAGUGUGACGCCGGCAAGUCUUCCAAUGUCCCUGUGUUGAAGUUGGCACAAAUUCUCUCUACUGAGACGUGAUUUAUUCACAGCUCGCAGCCAGCAAUUACAAUUUCCAGGAGUUUAAUUCGGAUUUCAUUGGAACCUUCACUUUUAAAAUCGCCUGCACAAGCCAGAGAAUCCAACAUUGGGACUUACAGGCUCACAACUGCGCGUCAAAACCAGCCAGGCAUGUUUUGGAUGAUUCAUUAUUGCCCUCUUUUUCCCCUUCACGUAUAUUUCUUAAUUGUGCUCCCCAGCUCUCCUGCUGCCAGUCAAUGUUAAGUGGAUGAAGUUAUUCUCAACUCUGGCACUCUUCUUUUGGCUGCAGAUGUCAUGUGUUUAUGCUACGUUGUUACGGCAACACUGCAAUUAAAGUCGCAGCUUACCUUUGCCCCAGAAAAGGCGUUAUUCCAUAUGGGACAACUUUGUUCUUUGCUCUUGUUCAGAAGAGCGAUCUUGUUUUCUUAACGCUCGAGUUAAAGUUGUUGAAAAACAUCUGCACCAUUUAACACCCAUCCAACCAACAGAAGAUCUGGAAGUCACAGGGGCUGUCAUGUCAAUAAGAUGAGUGCCAUAGGAGACAACUCACUGGAGCCGCUGUGCUCAGACCGCAAACGUAAACUCUCCACCUGUGAUACGCCGGGCCUUGGGUGUGACAAACGUCGACGGGAGCAGGAGACAAAGUACAUUGAAGAGCUGGCGGAGCUCAUCUCCGCCAACCUCUCCAACAUCGACAGCUUCAACGUAAAGCCCGACAAAUGUGCCAUCCUCAAGGAGACUGUGAGGCAGAUCAGACAAAUCAAAGAACAAGGGAAGAGUUCCUGCAGUGCUGAUGAUGUUCAGAAGGCAGACGUGUCUUCCACCGGUCAAGGGGUCAUUGACAAAGACCACCUGGGACCACUGCUGCUACAGGCCCUGGAUGGUUUUCUGUUUGUGGUGAACCGCGAAGGCAGCAUUGUCUUUGUGUCGGACAAUGUGACGCAGUACCUCCAGUUCAAGCAGGAGGAGUUGAUCAACACCAGCGUGUACAACAUUAUCCAUGAUGAGGACAGGGAGGAAUUCCAUAAAAAUUUACCCAAGACCACUGCCCCAAAUGGAGCACCAUGGGGAGGAGAGACUCCACGGCAGAAGAGUCACACUUUCAAUUGCCGUAUGCUGGUGAAUUUUCAUGGCUCAAGUCACGACGAGCGGCCUAGCGCUCAGCGCUAUGAGACCAUGCAGUGUUUUGCCCUCACACAGCCCCGGGCCAUCAUGGAAGAGGGAGAAGACUUGCAGUCCUGCAUGAUCUGUGUGGCACGUCGCAUCACCACGCUGGAGAGAACCGAGAGGUUCAGCACCCGCCACGAACUUUCAGGUAAGCUCAUUGAGAUUGAGCAGCAGAGUUCUCCUCACACCACGAUGCGACCUGGCUGGGAGGACCUGGUGAGACGCUGCAUGGCAAUGUUUCUCCAGCGGAGCGAUGGGCAGCCCUGGUCUUACAAACGCCACUAUCAAGACGCGUUUCAUAACGGCCAUGCCGAGACCCCGCUGUACCGCUUCUCGCUCUCCGAUGGCACCCUCGUCACGGCGCAGACCAGAAGUGAUCUCUGCCGGAAUCCCAACACCAAUGAGCCUCACUCUUUCCUCUCCACACACUUCCUUCAAAGAGAGCAAAAUGGCUAUCGAGGAAACCAAGGUGGUGGCAUGAGGCCUCAAGCCAUGACCAUGAACAACCCCAGUCAACAGAUGAACUCAGGAGGGGGGAUGGGCAUGAACAUGGGCUACAACAUGGCCGAGCCAGGGAACCUACCUCAGCGAGGAGUGGCGCAGUUCGCCGCAGGCAACCGCAUGAAUUCCAUGAAUCAGAUGAACAACAUGCACCAGAUGGGUCAAAUGAAUUCGAUGCAUCCGAUGAACCAAAUGGGCUCCAUGAAUCAGAUGGGCCAUCACAACAUGCACCAUCAACAGCAGCAGCAGCAGCAUCAGCAGCACCAGCAGAUGAGCCCUUUCCACGGAGGCGGCCCAGGAGGUGUGGGAAGUUACGGAAUGGGAAUGACAAGCCCGCCACUCACCAGCCCAGGGAUCAAUGGACCUCCACACAAUGUAAUGGGCUCACCCCGUGUUCGAGGAAGCCCCAAAAUGGGUGCCAGUCCUUUCUCUCCAGGAGGUCUAAACUCGCCGAUGAGCUCAAGUCUUCCCGGCAACUCGGGUUCUGCUGGAGGAGGCGGUGGCUCGUCCAAUUUCUCCAGCAGCUCCCUAAAUGCUCUCCAGGCCAUCAGUGAGGGAGUUGGUAAUCCGUUGGCAUCGCCCCUCACCUCUCCCUCCAUGCACAAGCCUGACAGCUCACCCAGCAUCAAUUCCACCAAUCAGAUGGCGGCAGGGUCCGGUAAACCCGGUCUCUCUACACACUGUGACUCCAAGAGCCCAGGUAGCUCACUGGGAGCGGCGGGCGACCCUCAGCAUCACCCACACACCCCCACCAGCGAGGGCCUUCCUGAGCGGCCCGACAGCCAGGCAGGCAGAGAGACUGGACCUUCCGUGGGGGAAUCGAACAGACGAGUCCCAGACAACAAAUCCCAUAAGAAGCUUUUGCAGCUUCUCACUUCUCCCACAGAUGAGCUGCCGCCUUCUACUCACACGGGAAGCUCUGGCCCCAGCUCAACCCCUGAGGCGAAAGAUGGUUCUCUUGGUGUCACGAGCCCUUCCUCCUCCACUGGGGUGUCCUCCUCCACAGGUGGGGGUCAUGGCGCAGUGUCCUCUAGCGGUGGUGCGGGGCAUUUCAGCAGCCAGUCACUACAGGAGAAGCACAAAAUCUUGCACAAACUUCUGCAAGACGGGAACACUCCCGACGAGGUCGCUCGCAUCACAGCUGAGGCAACAGGGAAGAGCAGCUUGGACUCGUGUGGACCAGAGGCAGCGUCGGUCGCAGGGGUCCGUGGAUCAGAAACAAAGCAGGAGCAGCACAGCCCCAAAAAGGAGAAGCCUCACGCGAUUCUUCACUACCUCCUCAAUAAGGACGACUCUAAGGACGGUGGAGAUAUGAAACCAAAGCUGGAGGAUCUGGAGAGCAGAGCGGCUCAGGGUGCCGUCAUUUCGAGCUCGGAGUCCCACUCUGUGGAGGGCAAAAUCAAGCUAGAGCCGUCUGAUGAGACUGAGACUCUGGAGAAAAUCCUGGGUGUUCCCGGACACAACCCAUGCUUCUACCCUGAACCGGACACCCGAGCAGGCAAGGAUGGAGUAAAUAAAGCAGGAAGCAUUCCCGACAGUUUACACGAUGCAGAGAGAGACCACAUACCCUCAGUCCAAAGAGCUGCCUAUCAGAGGACCAUGUCCAUGGAGGCCAAGAUGGGGUGUCCGGAAGUAGCAAUUGGUGGUGGACUCGCUGGGAGAAGAAACGUCCCUUGUCCAACAUUGAUCAAACAAGAGAGCAUGGACACGCCCAUCCGACCUGGGAUGAUGUCCAAUGGCUUCCCAGGCAAGGGUGUGUGUUCACCUCGUGGCACUCCGCUAAGAGGAAUGGGCAGAGGGAUGGGAAUGCCACAGCGACCUCAGAUGGGUGGACCAGGCGAGUGGGGCAUGCAGAGGCCAAACUCCAGCCCCAUGGGUGGACCAGGUCAUCCUGGCAUGCGCUCGGGCCCAAUGGGAGGGCCGAUGAUGAACCGUUCCAACAGCGUCCCUGGAAACAACAGGUCAAUGCUGCAGCAGCAACUUAUGGAUAUGGGUUCUAAUGAAGGAAACAUGGCUAUGAGCCCUUUCGGUGGGCACGGACCCCCGCCCCAGUCGCCCUCCUGGCCGGACUCUGCCAUGGGAAUGGACAGGCCGCCAGGCAACACUAAUAGGGAGCCGUUUGGACUACCACUGGACGAGCUUCUGGGACCGUUGGCCAACAGCGACGGGCCGAGUGAUGAGCGGGCACUCCUGGACCAGCUUGACUCUCUGCUGAACACAACUGACGUCAACGCGCUACAGGAAAUUGACAAAGCCCUGGGCAUCGCUGAUAUCAUAGGACAGAACCAGGGACCAGAUCUUCAGGACCCACACGCAUCAUCUGAGCAUUUCCAAGGACCAGAUUCAACCAUGGGCAUGGAGCAAAAACCCAUGUAUAGUCAGGGUUACCCCGGCCCGCCUGUGCCCCCCUCCAUGGGCAUGCAGCAUGGCUACACUGGUAACAACAUGCAGGCUCAGUCUGCUGCAGGACUGAACCCCAUGAUGAACCAGAUGGGGCAGACAGGGGGCUUCACCGGUAUGGGAGCCAUGGGCAACCCCCGUGCUAGCAUGAUGAGACCCCGCAUGAUGAGUGCCACCAAACCUCUGCGCCUGCAGCUGCAGCAGCGACUUCAGGGCCAGCAAUUCAUGAAUCAAACUCGGCAAGGAAUGAAAAUGGAAAACACUCCUGGAGCCAGUCCUGGCAUGAGGCCCGGCAUGCAGCCUGGCAUGCAGCCUUCUGGGAUGGGUGGUCAGUCGGGCUUCCUGAACGCUCAGAUGAUCGCUCAGCGCAGCAGGGAGAUGAUGACCAUGCAGAUGAGACGACAGCGAAUGAUGAUGCUCAUGCAACAGCAGCAGCAACAACAACAACAACAACAACAACAACAACAACAGCAGCAGCAGCAACAAGUUCAAGGAACAGUGGGAGGUUUCAGCCCACCCCCUAAUGUCACCGCUCCGGGGGGCAUGGAGAAUCCCAUGGGAGGUCCGUCUAUGAACCAGCAAGGACAGCAGGGCUUCAACUACGGCGGCAACUAUGGAAUGAACCAGCAGGGGGAGCCGUCCUUCAUGCCCCCUGGAAGCAGCCAGCCAGUAGGAAUGAUGGGUGCACGGAUGGGUGGCCCCAUGAAGGGGAACAUGAUGCCGGGGAUGCAAGGAAAUCCUCAGGCAGGACCCAUGUACCAGGCCGGCGACAUGAAGGGCUGGCCACAAGGAGGCAUGGCGCGGAACAGCUCCUAUGCACAGCAUCAGUUCCCCCAGCAGGGAAACCAGGGCCAGUUUGGAAAUAUGAUGAUGAACAACUCGAUGGGCAGAGCCGGCCCAGUCAGUGGUCCAGGCGCUGGACAGAUGCAAGGCCAGAUGCAGGCACAAAUGCAAGGUCAAAUGGGCAUGAACUCCAUGGGCAUGGGGAGGAUGCCCAUGGGACCCGAUCAGAAGUAUUGCUGAGGACCUGUAGCAGGAAGCUGGACGUGGACCCUGAAUGUUCUGCUUCCCAAACAAAGGGCUGUGCCUACAUACACACCUGCAGCUCCUCACUUGCUGUGGAAAGCAACGUCUGUAACCGUAUCGUGCGCGCACGCGCAGUGUGUGGUCUGAUGUGAUGGACCUGGAUCCGUGGGCAGUAUUUAGCGGGACGGGGCGGAGGUACAAACCGCUGCACUUUACCAGGAGGCGUCUGUACGGACAAAAGAUUGAUGCAAUAUUUCCUCAUCGUAACAGCCUUAUUAGACGAGCGAUGCCUUCAUGUGACAGGGAUCCUUGUCUCUCUUCCUGUAGCUUGGCUGCGCCCGUUUGUCAGGAGCUUUGGAGCACAGGGCGCAUCACGCAGAUAACCUGAGCAAUAACCGUAACCCAGCGUCUUUAGAAACAAACGGUACUGCAGUAUUAGAUGUCUCAACUCUCCUCUGUGAAUAAGAAUUGUAAAUAAUCCACAAAUUAUAUCAGACAUGCUUUGGAAAGGCCGCUAUUGCACAAAGUAUUGAGGCCCGGGUGUAUUUUUCUCUCAAGUAUGUCAAUGCAGAUGAAGCCGCUCUGUAUUUUUCAAGCCGGUUUCCCUGAGCGUCCCUUCCCGUUUGUCCUUCUUCCAUCGGAAAGUUUGACGUUUUAGCGAGGCACUUUUGCAACAAGUGAAUCGAAGGCUGGCAGAAGCGCAGGUUUUUUUUAUGGUCUCACCGCAGUAUAAUGGAGGCGAGGACAUGGACACCUCCCUUCACCAGCAGCGACCUCUCACCACCCCUGACACGUCAUGGAUCACCUUCUUCUGUUGACUGUAUUGACUCGCUGAAUCUACCUUUUCCAGAUGCGCAAUCCAAAGAUAUUUUUCCACGUCUUUGUAUAGUUUUUAUUGUCUGCUGUACAUUUUUAUGAUACGCUCUAAUACGUAGCUGGUAAGUGGGUACAUAUCAUGUGAGAGGUGGUUUCCGUGCUGCGUGGGGGAGGGGCCACAGCGUAGAGUUCACCCCCUGGACAUUAAGAACUGUGAGGAAGAGACGUCAGUGGGAUGGUUCUCCAGCAGAAAUAUCAAAUCAGCUUCUAUUUUUAUGGGAACGGCAGCAUUUCUCUGCUCCAGCUUUGUUACUCCAGCAACAAGUAGCAUUGGAGAAAAGACAAGCUCAUGUAAACAUGUUAUUUUGAUUAACUGAAGGUAUGAUAAGCUGUCAUUUUACAUUAUGUAUAUUACAGAGGUUUCUGUCGAUGUUGAUAUUGAUGUAAAUACAAAUUUCUAUUUAAACA
Messenger RNA from Synchiropus splendidus (mandarinfish), 6645 nucleotides. RefSeq names its product nuclear receptor coactivator 3-like. The transcript is spliced from 22 exons. Gene Ontology annotation, molecular function: protein dimerization activity; nuclear receptor binding. Gene Ontology annotation, cellular component: nucleus. The record is from RefSeq and is a predicted model, not a curated record. Gene Ontology annotation, biological process: positive regulation of transcription by RNA polymerase II; cellular response to hormone stimulus. Lineage: Eukaryota; Metazoa; Chordata; Actinopteri; Syngnathiformes; Callionymidae. The coding region runs from base 793 to 5358 and encodes 1521 amino acids.